ACUCCCAGCGCGCCCAGGGCGGCGGCCAGGGCGCCCCCGCCGAGGACCGCGUCUCCAACUCCCAGGGCAGCCAGUUCCACGCCGCCUCCUGCCAGACGCAGCCCGGACAGAGCCAGAGCGGCCCCGGCCAGAGCAACCCGCAGUCCCGGCCGUCGCAGGGCAACCAGGCGGGGGCCUCGUCGGGGGAGUGCGAGACCUGCGGACGGAGGGAUUUGGGGAAUCCUCACCGUUUAGCACAUGGCGAUGACAAACCUUUCAAUUGCUCGUCCUGCAGUAAGGGUUUCGUAUGGAAGUCAGACUUUACAAAGCACCAAAUGAUGCAUUCAGGAGAGAAGCCGUUUAAAUGCGACCUCUGCACCAAGGGAUUCAUCUCCAAGUCUGACCUCUCCAAGCAUCAGAUGAUCCAUGUCGGCGAGAAGCCGUUCAAAUGUCAUCUGUGCGGCAAAGGAUUUGUUUGGAAGUCGGACCUCACGAAGCACCUUAUGGUGCACACGGGUGAGAAACCCUUCAAAUGUGAUCUCUGUCCCAAAAAGUUUGCCCGCAAGGACAAGCUCAAGUACCACGUCUUAACUCACAGUGAACACAAACCUUUCGCAUGUGAGGUCUGCAGUAAGGGUUUUGUAUCUAAGUCGGACUUUCAAAGACAUCUCAUUGUUCACUCUGGUGAAAAACCCUUCAGAUGUGACCUCUGCAGCAAAGGGUUUAUUACAAAAUCUGACCUCACUAAGCACCUCAUGAUUCACAUUGCUGAGAAGCCAUACAAGUGUCAACUAUGUGGUAAAGGCUUUGUUUGGAAGUCAGAUCUAACCAAACAUCUGAUGAUACAUACAGGAGAGAAACCUUUCAAGUGUGAAAUGUGUAGUAAAGCAUUUGCCCGAAAGGAUAAGCUUAAAUGUCAUCUCUUAAUACAUAGUGAGCAGAAACCUUUUGUUUGUGAGGUCUGUGGAAAGGCCUUUGUAUCAAAGGACAGCUAUAGACGUCACGUCAUGAUUCACUAUGGAGAUCAACCAGUCGAAUGGAGAGUAUGUAGUGCAAGAAUUGCCUAGCAAAAGUCGAGGGACAAUGAUGCUCCAUUAAUGUGUCGUGACCCUCACAAUUCCAUUUCUCCCCUUGGAGGAGAGCAUUUCCUUGCACACUUGUAAGAAACUGUUCGGUGUUCACAUGCUAUUCAGAUUGUGCUGAGGCACUGCUGGACUGUAAGUGAGUGUCUAGAGGGUGCCCAAAUUUCAAAACCAAUUAUUGCCUGUUUCCAAUCUGAACUAGAUUUUCUCUUGGAAUUUUAAAGACGCAGUCUCUUCUAGAGAUUGCAGUUUCUUUUGAUUUUUUUGUCCAAGAACUAAAUCAGAUUUAUACUGGGUGAAAAUAAAGUUUGAAUUCCAGCAAUCAUGGGCAUUUGUGAUAUGGAGUAUCAUUGCUUCCUUUUAACUAGGGAAAGAAGCUGAAUUUACCAGAAUCUGAUGAUUUCUCAAAUAACAGUAAUUAGAUUCUUAAACGUUUCCGUUUCUAUCUCCUACCUGAUUAAUGUAAGCCAAUUUCGUCACUACAUUGUAAAUAAACUAAGUUAAGUAUAGACAUUGGUUCAUACAGCUGUGAUUCGAUCCUAGCGAAUUGCAAUUGUUUGCACUUUGGUACUUUUUCAUAAGUUGUAAAGUAAAAGCAUUUGACCGAACAUAAUUGUAUGCUUGUCUAUGAGGGAUCUAUAAGCAAUUUCUGUGUGAUAUUAUACAACCCUCCAAGUGGUAUGUUAAGGUUUUGUAUAUUUGAUUUGUCAUUCUACCAGUACUGCAAUAUACAAAGAAAUGCAAGUCAUGUUUGUAAUCUAGUUGCAUGAGCUCAUGGUUAACUUUAUGGUAAAAUCAUAGAGUAUAGUUUAUUUUAAAAGUUAUCUUUUCCUUCCAAUCACGCCACACAAGGUAGAUCUUUUACCAACCUAUAAUUGUUAUGUGGAGGGGAAAUGAACCAACAAAGCAAUUUUAAGGCUACACAUAGUAUAAGUGCUGAGGAAUAAAUUUUGUUUUGUUUUUUUUUUGUAUAAGGAUCAAUUUUUUAUGUGAGUACAUUGUGGUGAACAAAUAUUCGUUUUGCUAAAUUUUAUUAGCAUGUUGAGACCAAAUUUAUACCCUCCUUUGCUUGUUUGUUCACACCUCGAGAAUUUCCCCCUCCUGGAUUUUUGCCAUAACACCAAUUGUAUGAUUGUUAAUUAAUUAGAGUCUGUGUGAAAUUGUGUAAGAGAUAUUACAAUUUAUAGGAAAUUGUGUAUUUUAAAUGAGUAUGUUAUACUAAUUACUCUGUUAAAAGUGUCAUGUGAUGUACUUAGCAAUGUUAUUUGUAUUGAGUUAUUGUUUGAUAUUCUAUCAAAAAAAUUGAAGGAGGCAACAAGCAUUUAUGGAUUGUUUUUUUUUUUCCUGCAAAAAACGAAGUGUAUUUAGUUCAUGUGACACAGAUGAUAUUGAAUAAAAAAAUUGAGACAUUGGAA
This is a messenger RNA of Thrips palmi, 2476 nucleotides long. Its product is annotated as gastrula zinc finger protein xLCGF3.1-like. Gene Ontology annotation, biological process: regulation of transcription by RNA polymerase II. Gene Ontology annotation, molecular function: RNA polymerase II cis-regulatory region sequence-specific DNA binding; DNA-binding transcription factor activity. The coding region runs from base 315 to 1046 and encodes 243 amino acids. The record is from RefSeq and is a predicted model, not a curated record. The transcript has 3 exons. NCBI's taxonomy places the organism in Eukaryota, Metazoa, Arthropoda, Insecta, Thysanoptera, Thripidae.